Penicillium subrubescens is the source of this 642-nucleotide messenger RNA. RefSeq lists its product as uncharacterized. The record is from RefSeq and is a predicted model, not a curated record. Lineage: Eukaryota; Fungi; Ascomycota; Eurotiomycetes; Eurotiales; Aspergillaceae. Bases 1 to 642 code for a protein of 213 amino acids. Gene Ontology annotation, biological process: transmembrane transport. The transcript is spliced from 2 exons. Gene Ontology annotation, molecular function: transmembrane transporter activity.
AUGUCUUUCAUUAACGAUGCUAUCACUCACCCAGUCCCCAUUUUAUCUUCAAUUGAGCCGCACAAAUUGCUAAGCAAAGAGCCUCUGGCUACGGCGGGAAGCGACGAUGAAAAGGUCGCCCAGAGGCCAUUAGAAAAUGGCAUCCGAGAUGGCGAUCCAGAUGUCGUCCUCGUGGACUUCGAGGAGAACGACCCGAAAAACCCUUUGCAUUGUGUCUUUUCGACAAUGACCAUCGUGCCCACAGCGCCUCAGAUCUUGCAAGAGUUUCAUUCAGAUAGUAAGAUUGACCAGACCUUGCUUGUCACGAUUUGGGAGCUUAGGGAAGGAGUUGGCCCAUUUUUCAUCGCGCCGCUCUCCGAAAGAUUCGGCCGGCUUCCCGUCUUCCAUAUUAGGAACCUCUUAGCGCUCUGUUGCUUAGUCGCCAGCGCCCUGAGCGUAAACAUCUCUAUGCUGAUUGCGUUCCGAUUCUCAACGGGCUGCUUCCUGUCGAUUCUCACCCUUAGACCCGCCAUCGUCGGAGAUUUGUUCCAAAUGGAACAAACCGGUCGGUCUAUAGCAUUAGUCAUAGGCACUCAGAUGAUAGCAGAUUUUAUCUCACCUAUCGCAGGCGCGUAUAUCGCACAGAGCCUGGGCUGGAGAUAG